This is a messenger RNA of Vanrija pseudolonga, 5112 nucleotides long. RefSeq names its product Adenylyl cyclase-associated protein (gene SRV2). Gene Ontology annotation, biological process: actin filament organization; methylation; cytoskeleton organization. The coding region runs from base 1 to 5106 and encodes 1701 amino acids. The transcript is spliced from 9 exons. Gene Ontology annotation, molecular function: actin binding; methyltransferase activity; nucleic acid binding. NCBI's taxonomy places the organism in Eukaryota, Fungi, Basidiomycota, Tremellomycetes, Trichosporonales, Trichosporonaceae. The record is from RefSeq and is a predicted model, not a curated record. Gene Ontology annotation, cellular component: cytoplasm.
AUGUUCAGGCUGCGCGCGUUUCAGACGCUGCUGGACGGCUCGCGCGAUGCGUCUGAACAAAAAGUAGAGCUCAACUCGCUCAGGCGUCUCUGCGCCCGAGGCAUCCCCGAGCACCCGAGCCAUCUCCGCCCGCUCGCCUACUCGCUGCUUCUUGGCAUCCUCCCAGCAGACAAGCGCCAGUGGAAGCGCACCGCUCGCCGCCAGCGCGAGCAGUACUACUCCCUAGCAAAGACAUUUCUCGAGGAAGCCGAGGCAGCUCCAGCGUCCUUUGAACCCUUGUCUCGGAACGACGCACUGCUCGUGCGCAUUGCCAAAGAUAUCGAGCGCGUCGACUUACCCGUGCUACGCACACGCACCGUGCCCUCCCGCUCGUCGCCUCUCGCACCUCCUCCCGAUGCCGAAGGCGCGACCUCGCCGCUCUCGCCCACGUCGUCUGACAGCGACGGCCCCGUCAACGAGGACGCGGCGAGGGCCGACUCGCCAGUCAAGAGGCAACGACGGCGAUCGCGUGCCGCGGCCCGUGCAACUGAACCGCUCCUGUCUCGUCGUGCGCUCUUCAAUCGGCUCGAGUUGCGCGAAGAGGUAGCGGCAUAUGCGCGUAGACCAUCGGUCAAGGGCAAGGAGAAGGCGUCGGACUCUACUCCCUUGCCACCUCGUAUCGUCCUCUCCAAAGACCAAGACAAGGUGGCGUCCCCCACAGACACGGUAGCCGCCGGCAUCACACCAUCACUAUCCCUCACCAUUCCCAACGACCACGACAGCUCGCAGCCACCGUCGCCCAUCACCUUGCUGUCGCCCAAACUAGUCGCUAAUGGCCACCCCAGUGCCUUCCCGACUUCUUCGAUUCUCUUGGCAGACAAGCACUCCGAGUGCCUUACCCGCUUGCUCUACAUCUUCCUCCGCACCAACCCACAGUACACCUACGGCCCAAACUUUGUUGACAUUGUCGUCCCUCUCUACCUCGUCUACUCGGAGACACGGUUUGGCAAGGCCAAGUCGCUCAGCCGCGGUCGCUAUGCCGAGGAGGAGACAUACUGGGCGUUCACUGCGCUCAUGGCCGAGUUUGGUGAUGUUGUUGGCCUACCAGCCGGCGACGAUAGUGCCGUGACAAGCGCACUAGAGCGUCUGGGACGACGAGUACGAUGGGCCGAUGAGCAACUAUGGACGACGCUUCGCGAUCGCAACCUCGACCCCGCCUCGCCGCUCUACAGCUACCAGUGGAUCACUGGCCUUCUGACCCACGACCGAGCCCACCUUCUGCCACUGUGGGACUUUAUGUUUGCCGAGUCCCCCUGCACGCCCGACAAUAACCCCAAGGUCGACUUGAUGGUGGACAUUUGCACCGCCAUGGUUGGUCUGUGCAAGAAGCAGGUGCUCCUUCCUCCGCCCACACCACUGCCCGCCGGACGCACGAGCAUGUGGCAAGAUGUUGUGGGGGCCGAGCCGAAGUUGGAGCCCGAAGAUCCCGAAGCGGCCUUUGUGAGAUGUCUACAGCUCUUCAGGCACUAUCCGCUCGACCAGGUCGGCGGCGUCAGCGCAGUGUUAAACACGGCCUUCGAGCUGUCUCAGGCUCGCCGCGCCGCGCAGAUCCAGGGUGACGAUCCCGACGCUCCGGGCUGGAUGGAGGCUCGUGACGCUGCGGCGAACAGGCCCAGCUGGGCAAGCGCUGCGCUUCGCGGCGCGUCGGCGUCGACGGGCAAACUGUGGUCGCAUUACACCGAGUCGGAUGCGGCAGCAUCGCUCGCCAAAGCAUCAUCCAACUGGACAGCGUCGGCCAUCUCAACGUGGCAGAGCACCGGCAGCAGAAAGGUGACUCCGACGUCGCCACCACCGGCAAGUUCCAGCCCCGGGUGGACUGCCAAGGCCGCAGGAUGGUUUGGCCGGAAACGAGACGACGACGAUGUCUCGGUCUCGGGAUCAGAGUACGACUCGACGUCAUCCUCGCCAACAAAGACGCUGUCGCCGAGGCAGAGCUACGGCAACACCUACACGUCCGUUCCCGCUGCGGGUGUUACUGCUCGCAGAAACCGCAGUGACAGUGCUGUCUCGAACACGUCGGCCAUGUCGGUCGCCAGCUUACAAGAGAAGCUCACUGGUAUCGCCUCAUCGCUCACCAGCUCGGUUACGAACACUCCGCAACAGCGCGUUACCUCAGGACCCCGCCCGCUUCUGUUGUCUGGUGCGGCACGUCGCGCAAGCAACAACUCAGCCGGAGGGCGCAGCCCGCGCAUGUCGCCCCAGCCGAACAGCAACUUCUCCAGUCCGCCAGGAAGCCUCGAUGGACAUCGGAGCAACCGCACCAGCCUUGCCUCGGGCAGUCGACCUGCCUACCCCAUUGGCCUGGCAACCAAGAAGAGUCGGCAGUCGAGCCUGUCAUCUGGCACGCACACGCCGCCGGUCCGCAGGAAAGAGAGCAUCGACACGACCUCGACGUACACAACGUUUGAGAGCAGUUCGUCAUCGAUGGCCCGGUCAGGCGACAGCGUGUCGUCGCUUGGUGCGCUCGGUGCGCCAAUCGGCCUGACGCCGUUAGCGACUCGGGAGUACGCCGAGUCGACAGUGCGUGCGCCUUCACCAGCCCCGGCUCCAGCACCAGCUCCGGCACCUGUCGUUCAGCCACCCCUCCCAACCUCUUCGCCUGCGCCUGCAUCGCCCACGGAGCCCAUCACCAUUCCUACGCCACAGAUUGCGCACCUCACCGACGAGGACUACGAGCACGUGUACGAGCCUGCCGAGGACUCGUUCAUCCUCCUUGACGCCCUCGAGGCCGACGCCGCUGUUCUUCGUGAUCUCAAGCCCGCGCUGGCUGUCGAGAUUGGCUCGGGCUCGGGUAUCGCCUCUACGUUUGUUGCCAGCAUGCUCGGCGAUGACGAGGUGUGCAUUCUCUCCACCGACAUCAACAAGUACGCUGCGGACGCCACGAAGCGCACUGCCGCUGCCAACGACGUGUACCUCAACCCAGUGCUCUCAGACCUGCUCACUGGCCUCAAACCCCGCAUCGCUGGCAAGAUCGACCUGCUCAUCUUCAACCCGCCGUAUGUCGAGACGGAGGAGACGGAGCGUGCCGUCACUCAGGACCAGCGCGACAUUGGCGGCGCGUGGGCUGGCGGACAGUACGGCAUGACUGUGACGAACAAGAUUCUGCAGCAGCUGCCGGCGCUUCUCGCCCCCGGAGGCCGCUUUUACCUCGUGGCUAUUCACCAGAACAAGCCUGACGAGAUCAUUGCGCGCAUGCGUGCCGUCGGACUCGAGUGCAAGACUAUGAUCAAGCGCCGAGCCGGCCGCGAGCUCCUGUCUGUCAUUAGAAUGAUCCGCCCUGUCCACGUCCCCGCGCCGGUGAUUGCUCCGACGCCGACGCCGGCCACGCGCGUCCUGGGGCCGCGCAAGCAGGUCGCAGCGGCUGUCCCGUCGCCUCAGCCCCGUGUUGCCGAGGCACCUGCCAAGUCGCCCCGCCCACGCGAGUCGGUCUAUGACGACGAGGACGCGUACGGCGACUUACUCGAUGCUUAUGAGGCGAAGCGGCUUGAGGCCGUCACCUCCCGCCUCGAGGACGUCGCCGUCUCGCAGCAGUCCGUCGCGGCCACUGCCUCGCUGCGCACGCCCACCGUUGGCGUCCACGACUCGCUCGCGCCCCACGUCGCUGCGGCUGGCGCGGGCGCUGUCGCAGGCGCCACGGCCGUGGCGGCGACGACACCGCGCACGCCGUCCGCGCCGGCGCCGCCUCCCCCGCCCCCUCCUCCGCCCGCCGCGCCGGUCGAGGAGGAGCUCACGCCCGCCGUCAAGGCGUACCAGGAUGACAUUGUGAACGGGCUCGCCGCCGAGUUCAGCGCCAACGCUGCCAAGGUUGGCGGCUUGGUCCAAGAGCACUCCGCCCUCGUCGCCCCCCUCGUCCAGAGCCAGCUCGAGUUCCUCAAGUUUGCCUCGCAGUACGCCAAGCCCGCCGCUUCUGCCUUCGGGCCCCUCCUCAAGCCCCAGGCCGACGCCAUCGGCGCCAUUAUGGAGGCCAAGGACAAGCUCGGCCGCUCAAAGGAGGGCCGCGACUGGGGAGCAGCCUUCUCGGUCCUCGGCGAGGGUGCCGGUGCAUGGGGAUGGGUGCAGGUCGAACCCGCACCCGCGCCGUACGUGCUUGAGAUGAAGAACGCAUCCCAGUUCUGGGUCGACCGCGUCAUCAAGCAGUACAAGGAGACCAAGCCCGAGGCUGUCGAGUGGGCGCGCUCGUUUGUCGCCCUGAUCGACGGCCUGCAAAAGUACGUCAAGCAGUGGCACACGACUGGUGUGGUGUGGAACGCGAAGGGUGCGCCGGCGCCCAAGGAGAUCCCAGUGACCGGUGCUCCUGCCACGCCAGCCGCGACGCCGCCUGCGAGCGGCCCUCCCCCGCCUCCCCCUCCCCCUCCUGCUGCCGCGUCGAACGGUGGCGGCGGCGGCGGCGGCCACGCUGCGCUCCUCGCCUCGCUCAACAAGGGCGGCGACAUCACAUCGGGCCUGCGCAAGGUCGACUCGUCGCAGCAAACGCACAAGAACCCCGAGCUGCGCGCUGCCGGUGUCGUGCCCGAGAAGAAGACGUCGUCUCCCCCGCCGAUCAAGGCCAAGCCCGCAUCCUUCUCCAAAGCGGCGCCCAAGAAGCCCGCAAAGACCGAGCUUGUCGAUGGCAACAAGUGGGUUGUCGAGUACCACGAGGACAACCGGAACAUUGUCAUCGACGACGUUGCGCUCCACCACACGGUGCACAUCUUCAACUGCAAGAACACUGUUGUGCAGAUCAAGGGCAAGAUCAAUGCCGUCAACGUUCUCAACUGCAAGAAGACGAGCGUGGUGGUUGAGAACCUCGUGUCGGGCCUGAGCAUUACCUCGAGCCCCAGCUUCGAGGUCCAGGUUACUGGCCUCGUCCCCACGAUCCAGAUUGACCAGACCGACUCGGGCAUCGUCUACCUGUCCAAGGAGACUGUGGCGACGACCGAGAUCAUCACGUCCAAGACGAGCGCCAUCAACAUUUCCAUCCCAACGGGCGACGAGGGCGACUUCAAGGAGAGCCCCGUGCCCGAGCAGCUCAAGAGCCGCGUCGUCGACGGCAAGCUUGUCACGGAGAUUGUAGAGCACGCGGGAUAGGCAGGC